UUUCUUAUCAGACGCAAUGGAUUGGGCUUUUGCGCAUAAAACCUGGGACAAGUGGGCUUCUACCAACAUUGGUUAUUCUGGGCAUCCCUUAAAAGCUGCUUUGCUGAUUAAUUAUGACCCAACUGGACCAUCUCGCUUGUUAUCCACCAUUGCUGAACAAGAAGGAAUAAAAGCCAAUCCCAUUGAAUUGAGUAACUUUGUGGACUUCAUCAGACUCUAUAAACUCCAGACAGAGAGCUUCAUUAUUGGGUCCAAUCAGUACUUGGUCACGUCAAUUCACGAGAAUUGGUUUAGUGCCAGGUGCAUAAACACAUCAAAGCCUGCUGGUGAAGGCGCAAUUGUUAUGCAAACAGCAGCCUACAUCUUGGUUGCUCUGUAUGAAGGUUCCAUUGGUCCAGCAUCUCGAGCUAUGGCAGCUGCUGAUCAGUUAACUUGGCAAUUGGGGCGAAAAAAUCUUUAGAAUGGCCCUUCUCCAGAUCUGUAGCAUGCAUUUACCCAAGGGCUGUUCCUUUUGUUUUUGUGCUCCUUUAGUUUUUGUUCAGAUUGUUGCGACAAGUAUCUUGGUGAUGGAGCUAUUGCAGAACCACAGUAGCGGUUUAUGAGAGUGGGGUGGGGGAGCUUACCAUUGCGUAUGAUUGGCAAUGGCACUCUGAAAUAGACAAGUUGAUAGAUCUGCUUCCGUUGUUUGUUGGAUUUUCUGCACAGAACUUAUUUGAAACCCAACGGAACUUAAUGGUGAAAGGCCAACAGGUUCAAAAGGGAAGAUCAACUGGGUAGAAGGUGGAAUAUGUUAGUCCUGUUUUGCUUA
Messenger RNA from Abrus precatorius (Indian licorice), 808 nucleotides. RefSeq lists its product as uncharacterized. The transcript has 5 exons. Bases 17 to 460 code for a protein of 147 amino acids. Gene Ontology annotation, molecular function: actin binding. Lineage: Eukaryota; Viridiplantae; Streptophyta; Magnoliopsida; Fabales; Fabaceae. The record is from RefSeq and is a predicted model, not a curated record.